This is a messenger RNA of Penicillium canescens, 927 nucleotides long. RefSeq lists its product as uncharacterized. Bases 1 to 927 code for a protein of 308 amino acids. The record is from RefSeq and is a predicted model, not a curated record. NCBI's taxonomy places the organism in Eukaryota, Fungi, Ascomycota, Eurotiomycetes, Eurotiales, Aspergillaceae. The transcript has a single exon.
AUGGCCGAUGAAAAGAAACAGAACCCAUUCGAGGCCAUGGGCCCAUCUGCUUCAGAGGAAGCAGACCACCCUCCAGCAUAUACAGCCCCAGUACCCUCAAGACAACCAGAACAAGAACAAGCACCCUCAACGCCAAUCCAAGAAACAAGACCAGGAUCAUCAUCAACCCACAAACCAAUCGCAAUCCCAGCCAUAAACUCCUCCUUCGACUCCCCCUUCAUUCGCGCCUACGCGCCAAUCCUCAAAUCCCACAACCUCCCCAAGGAAUCCUUCCUGGCCUUCCUCGACCAACUGAACAAAGACAUCUCUAGCAGCCCACCCCUCCAAGUCCUAGACGCAACAGGCGGGAUCUUAAACUCUGUCCCGAUCCUCUUCCCCCUGCACUGGAUCGGGUCUGUAGUUAGUGGACUCGCCAAUCUGGGUAGCCAGGGUGUUUCCAAGAGCCGCACGGACUCGGCUAUCAAGACAGCCAACAGGGACAUUUUCGGUCCGCGCGGGUUGAAGGUUGAAAUUGCCAAGUUGGAUGCUUUGGCCCAUCUUGCCGGCAUUCCUAUUUUGGAUUCCCAGGGCAAGGUUAAUCGUCAGGCGCGGCUUUUAUUGCAGCUUCAGAACGAUGCUGUUCUUGGUCAUGGUGAUAGGACUCAGGAUCAGGAGGUUGAUGUGUGUCAGCGACGGAUUCAGACUUUGAGUCCUUGGAUUGCCGAGCUUGAGUUUGAUAUCUUGCCUUGGUCUUCUAAGUCUAGGUUAGCGCGGUUUAAUGCUGCGUUGAAGAAGAGGAAUAAUGCUAGGGAUCCGGAGGAAGAUUUUGGGCGGAGGCGGAGGGAUAGGAAGGAUUUUGUUUCGACUGAGGGAGAGACAGAAGAUGAAGUGCGGUUUCGGAAGGGGUUGUGGCUUGUUAUUCGAGAUGCUGAUGUGGAAAGUGCUUGA